Messenger RNA from Penicillium nucicola, 1851 nucleotides. Its product is annotated as mediator of RNA polymerase II transcription subunit 17. NCBI's taxonomy places the organism in Eukaryota, Fungi, Ascomycota, Eurotiomycetes, Eurotiales, Aspergillaceae. The transcript is spliced from 4 exons. Gene Ontology annotation, cellular component: core mediator complex; mediator complex. Bases 1 to 1851 code for a protein of 616 amino acids. Gene Ontology annotation, molecular function: transcription coregulator activity. Gene Ontology annotation, biological process: regulation of transcription by RNA polymerase II. The record is from RefSeq and is a predicted model, not a curated record.
AUGGCCGACUCAUUUACUCUCCCCCUGCGUCCUAUCCUUGAGGAGCGCGACCGCCCAGAUACCCUCCCGGCAGAGAUCGCUCAAAUCAACAGCCAGUGGGGCUCGUUUCGUGAGGUGAACGAAGAGGUUCUUCGGACCAGGAUUGCCGAAGAAUACAAAGACGACUUGGACGAGGAUGAGGGUGACCAAAAUGCAGCAGAUCUUGACUCAACAGAGCGCCUGGAACAAUUGUAUAAGCGACGGAAGGACAUCAUUGAUUUCGCCACACAAGCUCACAUGGAGGCGAUGUUUGCCGUUGAUUUCAUUUCUCUACUUCUCUCUAAAGAAACCCCGCGCCAGGCCGAAACCUCUAUGUCGCCCUUUCUCAAGCAAAUCGCACCUCUUGGCUCACUCAACGCCGAGGUUGUGAACCCUCCCCCGAAACCAGAGUCCACAACGAAAGACACAUCAGCGGUAUCGAGGGGAUGGCGCAUCCAGAACUUCAACGGAGCGGCAAACAAACUUCUUCAAGCUGCCUCCAGGCUCGAAAACGAAGUUGCAUCGGAGACUCGCUACUGGAAUGAAGUGUUGACUGUCAAGGAAAAUGGGUGGAAGGUUUCUCGACUUCCUCGCGAAAAGCAAGCACUCGGUGUGCAAUAUGGAUUCCUCGAAGCCACCCCCAUUUUCCGUGACCGCGGACUCGCCUCCCUACGACGCGCUGAGAAUGGCAGUUUGAUACUGGACAAAGGACUGAUUCCCGCAAAGGCUCGUUUUGUCCAGGUGCGUGUGAUGCAGGAUGGACGACUUAUCGGCCGCUCCAAGUCGACUAGUCCCACGAAUGACGAACAAACAAUUGAAAGUCGAAUCUUACAAGCGCGGGAUACACUUUAUGAAGAGGAGCUGUUCCAUGAGCUUGUCCGAGAAGCUAGAGCGACGGCAAGCUACGGCGUGACGACCCGCCAAAACCUCAUUCGCAUUCCUGUUUCUGAUAAUCUUGAAAUUUUGCUAGACCUUGUGGACAUGGAUGAAAAUGAACCCCAAUCUGAGCAAGACAUCUCACAAAACGGUACCCGCAUCGCCGAAGGCCUGUCUCAUACAAUUCACAUCUUACUGGCAUAUGCCCACCGUCAAAACCUGCACCGACGGACCCUACUUCCGCUACCAUUGACCCCGAAAAAAAGAUCCGUCCCUGAACACCAACUUUUUCGUCCGGCGCUGGCUUACAUCCAGCACAUGUCCCAUGUACUGUGGCUUCAGACAUUCUUGAAAGACAUCUUUGGUGUUUUACACUCGGCCGCCUUGGAAAUUCCAGCGUAUGUCCAGCAUGUCUUUUCGACAAGAAUGGCUCAAACCUCCGCUCCCUCAGUUGAGGCAGUCGUUGAAAGGUUCCUUGCACCGUUUGAGUCUACAUUCAGCGGUAAAUUGUUGACUGCUCGAGGCUCUUUCUCAAUCACAAUUCGUACCAAUAUUUCCUCCCCCCGUUCGUCUCCUGGUCGUCUUUCCCUCAGGGAAGAUGUCGAAGCGGCUAUCACGCAUCUCUUGUUACUCGAUGUUGUCUUUACCACCUCAUCCAACGGUCUUUCACCACCCAAGCCCGAACAGGAUUUGAAAGAGGAUUGCGUCUGGGACGCAGUUUACCCACAGCAUGGUGAGCUUGUGCUAUCAUCAUCGAAUCCCGAAAAGCACAAAAAGAUCAAGAUUGCCCUGACUCGCCAUGAACUAUCUCUCCGGGCGUACACUGUGCGUUGCAUCGAUGGCUCCGGACGUGGAAAGUGGGAGCAACCCUCACAAAUCCCCAGGCAGUACACAUGGGGAACCCCUUCUGCAUGCAACCAAUCUCUUAUGGCGGUUGUUCUAGAGACAUCACGCUGA